Molecule: messenger RNA, 2541 nt
Organism: Penicillium atrosanguineum
Lineage: Eukaryota; Fungi; Ascomycota; Eurotiomycetes; Eurotiales; Aspergillaceae
Exons: 1
Coding region: 1-2541 (846 amino acids)
Source: RefSeq, a predicted model, not a curated record
AUGCUUUCUAAGGGGAAUGCCUUGCUCCUUCUUUCCCUCAUGCAGGGAGUCCGUGCGGAUUGGACUACAACCAUCACUACUGUCCUCACCGUGUCCCAUGGAUUUGCCCCAUUCGUUGACUUUACCACGACACCUCCCCCGAGCGUGUCGACACCUUUGUUAACACCGGCCUCCUCGACACCUUUAAGCAGCUUUGACAGCAAGCACAAUUAUCGAGAGCGGCUCACAACAGUUGUCACAGUCAACGAUGGCAUGAUUCCUGUGAUCCAGUAUAGCCCUAUUCAUUCGUCCCAAAGCUCUACUCCGUUUUUCACAAAAAGCUCAAGUUUAUCGAAGUUUUCUUCUGCAAGCCCUAGUAUUUCUGCUACUGGCAUAUCGAGCCUUUCUACACCCGCCCAUUCAACUCAUACAUCGAGUACAAAGGCCAGCUCCACGCGACUGGUCCCGAUCACAAGUCGCUCAGCAGUCAGCAGCUCUAGCAUCUCAGCCCCGACCAAUUCCAACUUUGACCCAUCUUCAAGUACAGUUGGACCUUCCAGCUCACGCUUGCCAAUGUUAUCCACUACCCCCUUGGUGGGCUCAUCGAGCUCGGUUCCUAGCGCAAGCAGUGUCUCUUCUGCUACUGCUUCAUCAUUAUUAUCUUCUGGAAAAAGUAAAUCUGCUUCUGCGACAACAUCAGUUCUCAGCUCAUCUCCCGCAAGAGGCACGAGCUCUUCUCAGCUGCCUUCAUAUACAUACUCGUCGGCUGAUCUUUCAAAUGCUCCGUAUCUCAACUCAGUUACCCCGAGUGGUAGCGCUUCGGCUACAGAGUCUGCUAUCAUUGAGUUUGGUGCCACAGCUUCACCAUUUUCACAGCCUUGGGGCACUUUGACUGUUCUUCCCUCAGGUACUGUUACCGGAACAGCCGCAAACUCGGACGCUACAGACAUUGCAUUUUUUUUGAAAGGCUUUUACAACAACAUCGGCCAGCUCAAGACGGAUCCUGGAACAUAUAAGAGCAAUCUUGAGGAUGUGGAGAAAGAGUCUGAGGAUUACUUGUCUAAGGUUAACUACGCCUCGAGCAGGUCUCCUUGCUCCGGCUCUCUUAGAAAGAGGUCCCUCUUCGGUGCAAUUGGAAGCCUCGCCUCUAGUGCAGCCAAUAUAGCUGCAGGUGCGGUGAAUGAAGCUACAAGCAUUGUGCAGGAUGCCCUUAGCUGCAUUGAGCCAAUUGCCGACAGCAUGAUUAAAACGAUUCCGGAUGAUGUAUCCGAUGUCACAGAUGACGUCGAGGGUACAAUCAAGAAAGGUGCUGAGUAUCUGAAUGAAAUCAGCGAUAUUGUAACCGAUCUGGAGAAUAAGAUAAAGGAUGACAACGAUGAAAAUUCGUCUUCAGAAUCUAAAUCCUCGACUUCUUCUUCCACCUCGUCUUGCACCUCAAGCACAACAUUCUCGGACUGCACUACAACGACUAUCCUUGUUCCAACAUUCUCUACCGGGAAUGAUGGUUCUGCCUCUCCUUCAACUAGCACAACUACCACAGUUACUUGCAGUACUGCUACUGCCUGCAAUGCUUCCCCGACCUCCAUGAUGACCACUACUACCGAGGCUGGAUCCUGCAAGGUCAGAAGGACCACCAAGCUUGCAUCUACGUACUCGACUUUUGCUUCGUCAAUUCCUUAUAUUCCAGAGACUUCUUCCACUGGCUCAGGUGGCUCUACUACAUCAACGACGCCUCCCACAUCACCACCCUCGUCUUCUGGAAUAUCAACGAUUAGAUCCAUGACCUCGUCAUCAGGGCCAGGGACAGGGUCUUCUUCCAGUGUAUCUUCUUCUUCGGGGGCCUCAUCUUCGCUGGCAGUGACCUCUUCAGGAGCAGUCUCAUUUUCAGGAGCAUUCACGUCUCCCGGAACUAGCUCAUCUUCGAAGGUGCUGUCAUCAUUGGCAACGACAUCGUCUCCCAAACCGUCAACUACUUCCGCAACGCCAAUAAUAUCGCCAACUGCUAGCUCUUACAUUUGUUACAACCAAGGAGGACCCAGUGUUAGCACGCCUUACUGUGAAUGUUCAACAAUCACCGAGAGCCAAACCUACUGGGCUACAGCCUCGCUCAUCUCAGGGCAGUGCUGGCAAUACACCAGCUUCCCAUCCACGAUCACGCUAACGCCGAGCUUUACUCCGACUACCCCUACAGCAACCCCAGUCCCCUAUAUUACCACUGAAACAGAUGGCGAAAUUCUCUCGUAUCCGUCGCAAAUCAUCACCGAUUCGGCCACAGAGGGCGUUGGCACUCCCGUGACAUUGCAAACCCCGUCGCCAACCCAAACCAGUGGCAACGACAAAGGCUCAGGCGAAUGCCACAGUAUCGACGACGCCUGUACGAGAGCUUAUGAACAGUACGUUGAUGACACAAUCUACUCGGCGUACACAUCCUACACGGCCAAUAUUGAAAGUGGCAUUAUCGUGGAUGCAACUUUUGGCAAGGCGGGAUGCGCCGCCAUGUUUACAUGCGAUAACGAUGACUAUGGUUUCGGUAUGACGGGACGGCAGAUUAAGGCUGCGUAA